UAUCAAUACUUUUAUCAUUUUCAUAUCACAGAUGAUACGAAAUACAGUAGAAAAUGAACUAUAAAUACCCUACUGAAAAAGGAAAAAUCAUUAGUACAAGUUGUACAACAUUAUAACCACAACUGGGCAGUUACAAUCGGGAAAAGCAACCAUGAAGACUUUAGUCGCUUUAGUUGCUGUGCUGGCAGUGGUUGUCGCCCAUCCAUUGCCUUUAGUGCAAGUUAUUGUGAACAUCGAUGCUAGUAGUGACCCUGGUGAUAACAAACCAUUGCCCCCUGAUGUAGACCCCGUACCUCCAGUUGAACCGGAAGAGCCUGAAGCAGAUGGAAGUGAAGAAAAUGACGACAUUGUGCCAGAUGCAAGCGAGGAAUCUGCUUCCGAAGAAAGCGAGGAACCUGCUUCCGAAGAAAGCGAGGAACCUGCUUCCGAAGAAAGCGAGGAACCUGCUUCCGAAGAAAGCGAGGAACCUGCUUCCGAAGAAAGCGAGGAAACUGCUUCCGUAGAAAGCGAGGAACCUGCUUCCGAAGAAAGCGAGGAACCUGCUUCCGAAGAAAGCGAGGAGCCUGCUUCCCAAGAAAGCGAGGAGCCUGCUUCCGAAGAAAGCGAGGAACCUGCUUCCGAAGAAAGCGAGGAACCUGCUUCCGAAGAAAGCGAGGAACCUGCUUCCGAAGAAAGCGAGGAACCUGCUUCCGAAGAAAGCGAGGAGCCUGCUUCCCAAGAAAGCGAGGAACCUGCUUCCGUAGAAAGCGAGGAACCUGCUUCCGAAGAAAGCGAGGAGCCUGCUUCCCAAGAAAGCGAGGAACCUGCUUCCGAAGAAAGCGAGGAACCUGCUUCCGAAGAAAGCGAGGAACCUGCUUCCGAAGAAAGCGAGGAACCUGCUUCCGAAGAAAACGAAGAACCUGCUUCCGAAGAAAGCGAGGAACCUGCUUCUGAAGAAAACGAGGAACCUGGUUCCCAAGAAAGCGAGGAACCUGCUUCCGAAGAAAGCGAGGAAGUUGAGAGCGAAGAAGUAGCUCCUGAAGAAUAGGAAAAUGAGAUCCCUGCUUACUAAAAACAAACUACAUAAAUAAUAGAUUAAAAAACGGCUACGGUUAUGAUAAAAUGAAAUAAAUAAUUUCAGUGUCUUUAAAA
Messenger RNA from Danaus plexippus (monarch butterfly), 1131 nucleotides. RefSeq names its product variable charge X-linked protein 3B-like. The record is from RefSeq and is a predicted model, not a curated record. The transcript has 2 exons. Bases 152 to 1027 code for a protein of 291 amino acids. Lineage: Eukaryota; Metazoa; Arthropoda; Insecta; Lepidoptera; Nymphalidae.